Messenger RNA from Apodemus sylvaticus (European woodmouse), 1401 nucleotides. It is a transcript of the gene Zic3, whose product is annotated as Zic family member 3. The record is from RefSeq and is a predicted model, not a curated record. Bases 1 to 1401 code for a protein of 466 amino acids. Gene Ontology annotation, biological process: regulation of transcription by RNA polymerase II; central nervous system development. The transcript is spliced from 3 exons. Gene Ontology annotation, molecular function: DNA-binding transcription factor activity, RNA polymerase II-specific; RNA polymerase II cis-regulatory region sequence-specific DNA binding. Gene Ontology annotation, cellular component: nucleus. NCBI's taxonomy places the organism in Eukaryota, Metazoa, Chordata, Mammalia, Rodentia, Muridae.
AUGACGAUGCUCCUGGACGGAGGCCCGCAGUUCCCUGGGCUGGGAGUGGGCAGCUUCGGUGCGCCGCGCCACCACGAGAUGCCCAACCGCGAGCCUGCAGGCAUGGGAUUGAACCCCUUCGGGGACUCAACCCACGCUGCGGCCGCUGCCGCUGCCGCCGCCGCCUUCAAGCUGAGCCCAGCCACCGCUCACGAUCUGUCUUCGGGCCAGAGCUCAGCCUUCACACCGCAGGGUUCAGGUUAUGCCAAUGCCCUGGGCCAUCAUCACCAUCACCAUCACCACCAUCACGCCAGCCAGGUGCCCACCUACGGCGGCGCUGCCUCUGCCGCCUUCAACUCCACGCGCGACUUUCUGUUCCGUCAGCGCGGUUCUGGGCUCAGCGAAGCAGCCUCCGGGGGCGGGCAGCACGGGCUUUUCGCAGGCUCGGCGAGCAGUCUUCACGCUCCAGCUGGUAUUCCUGAGCCUCCUAGCUACUUGCUCUUUCCUGGGCUUCAUGAGCAGGGCGCUGGGCACCCGUCGCCCACGGGGCACGUGGACAACAACCAGGUCCAUCUGGGGCUGCGCGGGGAGCUAUUUGGCCGUGCAGACCCAUACCGCCCCGUGGCUAGCCCGCGCACGGACCCCUACGCGGCCAGUGCGCAGUUCCCUAACUAUAGCCCCAUGAACAUGAACAUGGGCGUGAACGUGGCUGCCCACCACGGGCCGGGCGCCUUCUUCCGUUACAUGCGGCAGCCCAUCAAGCAGGAGCUAUCCUGUAAGUGGAUCGAGGAAGCUCAGCCGAGCCGGCCCAAGAAGAGCUGCGACCGGACCUUCAGCACCAUGCAUGAGUUGGUUACGCAUGUCACCAUGGAGCAUGUGGGGGGCCCGGAGCAGAACAACCACGUCUGCUAUUGGGAAGAAUGUCCCCGCGAAGGCAAGUCCUUCAAGGCGAAGUACAAACUGGUCAACCACAUCCGAGUGCACACUGGCGAGAAACCCUUCCCGUGUCCCUUCCCGGGCUGCGGGAAGAUUUUUGCCCGCUCUGAGAAUCUCAAGAUCCACAAGAGGACCCACACAGGUGAGAAACCUUUCAAAUGUGAAUUCGAGGGCUGUGACAGACGGUUUGCCAACAGCAGCGACCGCAAGAAGCACAUGCAUGUGCACACCUCGGACAAGCCCUAUAUCUGUAAAGUGUGCGACAAGUCCUACACACACCCGAGCUCCCUGCGCAAACACAUGAAGGUUCAUGAAUCUCAAGGGUCAGAUUCUUCCCCUGCUGCCAGUUCAGGCUAUGAAUCUUCCACUCCACCCGCUAUAGCUUCUGCAAACAGUAAAGAUACCACUAAAACCCCUUCUGCAAUUCAAACUAGCACCAGCCACAACCCUGGACUUCCUCCCAAUUUUAACGAAUGGUACGUCUGA